Tuber aestivum (summer truffle) is the source of this 952-nucleotide messenger RNA. The record is from the annotation of a GenBank genome assembly. NCBI's taxonomy places the organism in Eukaryota, Fungi, Ascomycota, Pezizomycetes, Pezizales, Tuberaceae.
AUGACACGCACUACCGAUGUCAGCCCUGCCCCCCAGGAGGAAACGCCUGUUGAAACUCCUGCGGCCGCCACUGAGCCCACAACAACUGAAGAGAAGAAAGUUGAAGGUGAGAAGGAGGGCGAGAAGCAAUCCAUUUUCGGCUCUGGUGUCUCUGGGGGUGUUUUUUCGAUGUUUGGCGGAGGAUCCAAGCCAAAGAGAGAGGAGAGAGACGAUGAGGAAGACGAGCCUAAGGAAAAGAAAGAUGGCGAUGUUUGUUCCCCGAAAGUCCAUGGUUUGGGAUCUAUGCAAUUUUACUAACAUAUUACAAUGCAUUAAGGAGGAGGCACCUGAGUCCCCCGAAGUCCACUUCGAGCCUGUUGUUUCUCUUGAAAAAGUGGAAGUUAAAAGCAACGAGGAGUCUGAGGAGGAAGUCUUCAAGAUGUAUGAACUCUUGUAUAAUUCCCCCUUUCAAAAUGGCUCUUGCUAAUUCAGUGUUCGCGUAAGGCGUGCCAAGCUCUUCAAGUUUGAUAAAGAUUCCCGCGAGUGGAAAGAGCGUGGAACUGGUGAUGUCAAACUUCUUAAGCACACAGAGAACGGCAAGACCAGGCUUGUUAUGCGAAGAGACAAGACUCACAAGGUUUGCGCCAACCACUACAGUAAGCCUCCGCACGCGCUAUCUCGCACGUUUAAUAUGCUCAUCCACUUCCCCCUAGUUGUCCCUGAUAUGAAGCUCUCCCCCAAUGUCGGAAGUGACAGGAGUUGGGUAUGGAACACAUCUGCCGAUGUCAGUGAGGGCGAACCUGAGGCCCAGACUCUUGCCAUUCGCUUUGCCAACCCCGAAAGUAAGACGAGCAUAGUCCCUAAGCUCCUAACACAAAGCUGACCGUUUCUACCCCACCUAGAUGCCAAUCUGUUUAAGAAGGCUUUUAUCACUGCCCAGCAGGAGAACGAGGCUCUCAUUGCUAAGGAAUAA